This is a messenger RNA of Achroia grisella, 1491 nucleotides long. RefSeq names its product NAD-dependent protein deacetylase Sirt6 (gene Sirt6). Gene Ontology annotation, molecular function: NAD+ binding. The coding region runs from base 200 to 1369 and encodes 389 amino acids. The record is from RefSeq and is a predicted model, not a curated record. The transcript is spliced from 6 exons. Lineage: Eukaryota; Metazoa; Arthropoda; Insecta; Lepidoptera; Pyralidae.
AUUACUAAAUUAAUAAUAUAAUAUUUAAUUAUAAAAUCUUUAAAUUACAUACAUAAAAUGGUGUAAUACUAAAAUUUUUAAUAUAAUUGUGAAUAUUUUAUAUUAUUCAUUAGAUGAAAGAAAUGUUCAAAUGGUCCUUACUAUUACCACUACAAUACUCAAAUACAGUUACAAUUAAUGAAGUAGAAUUAUCACUAUAAUGUCUUGUAACUAUGCAGACGGAUUGUCGCCUUAUGAACACAAAGGUAUCUUGGGCAUCCCGGAGAAAUUUGAGUCAAUUGAUAAAUUCAACAAAAAAUGUGAAUUGCUUGCACAAUUAAUCAGCAAGAGUAAACAUGUAGUAGUGCAUACAGGAGCAGGGAUCAGCACUUCUGCUGGUAUACCUGAUUUCAGAGGCCCGAAUGGAGUAUGGACUUUGGAAAAGGAGGGCAAAAGACCCACCACAGAUAUAUCUUUUGCUGAUGCCAAACCAACCAAAACACAUAUGAUUCUAAAAAAGUUAGUGGAAUGUAAUAAGGUCCACUACAUUGUAAGUCAGAAUAUUGAUGGUCUGCAUUUAAAAUCAGGACUUCCUAGAAAAUUCUUAGCUGAGUUGCAUGGGAACAUGUUUGUUGAUGAAUGUAAUGUCUGUAAGAGACAAUUUGUCCGCAGCCGUCCAGUAGAAACAGUGGGGAAGAAGUGUAGUGGUGUACCUUGUGCAGCUGAGCAUAUUGGGGGGCGGCCGUGUCGAGGCCGAUUGUACGACGGCGUCUUAGAUUGGGAGCACAGUUUACCGGAAAAUGAUCUAGUUAUGGCAGAAUGGCAUUCUAGCAUUGCAGAUUUGAGCAUAUGUUUAGGGACAACACUUCAAAUAAUUCCAAGUGGCAACCUACCAUUACAAACGGUUAAAUAUGGAGGUCAACUAGUUAUUUGCAACUUGCAGCCCACAAAACAUGACAAUAAAUCAGAUUUAGUUAUAAAUUAUUAUGUUGAUGAUAUUUUGGAAAGAGUUAUGAAUUUAUUGGGUAUUGAUAUACCAACAUACUGUGAAGCUGAUAAUUUAUGUAUCCAAGCUGAAUCAUGUGUCAUAGACUGGACAAUAGAGAGAAAAGAAGUGUUGGCCCUUGAAAAAAUAUAUAAAGCAAAAUGUAAAGGUGUAAAGAAGAAAAAGCUUUUAAUAAAAAAUAAGAGGAACAAUGCAGAACUUGUUUCAGGAAAUCAUUUGGAAAAUAUUGAAGUUAAAUCAAAAGUUAUAAAACUCGAAAUAAAGAAUGAAAAUGUGGUUGAUGAAGAUAUUAUUAAUAAUGAAAUACAGACAGAUAUCUUAGAAGAACAUAAUGUUAUAAAAAAUGAACAGAAUGUCAACAGUGACAUUGUCAUUCUUGUGUAAUAAUAUUUAGUGGUACUGAAAUAAAUUCGCUUUUCAAUAUGGAUCUCAAUAAAAUAAACUCAUUUGUAUUAGUUUUAUAUUAUAAAAGUAAAAACGAUUGACAUAAUAGUAUUGUAAACUUU